GCUAGGAAAGAGAGUAUGGUUCAUAUGUACGAAUGUCAGUAUCUAGUGCAGUGUGAGAAUAUACAUUAGUUAGCUUAAUACAUCACCAUAGAGCCUAGAGGAAACAUGGAUAGGCUAAAUAAUACUAUCCCCAUUAUUUCCAUAUUCUCUAAAGCAGACCAACCUCCUUAAAUUAAUUAGACAACGCGCCCUUCAAUAGGCUUUAAGAAACCUUUGGAAAAGGGCGUGUCGGUGUCCCCUUUGUUCACACAUCUGACGUGGGUCAAUUAGUUUUAUUUUCGUCUCGAUAACCUGCGUACGGUUAUAUUCUAUCAACCAAUUUAACCGUAGGCUACUCACGCUACACAUCAAAGGAACUGUGUUGUAAAUGAAAGUCUCUGAAUAAAGAGAGCCCAGUCUUUAGCUGUCUUCCACAAGUGUUCAUCCGCAGAAUGCGGCACAUCUAGCACUGAGCGGAAUAGAAACGGUUCCUGGAAAUCGAUUGCAUGUGUGCGGGGGUAGUUAGUUAAGAAGGCAUUUGAACGACUGGUUGCUUGCUUGUUUAUGUGGUGUGAAAGACUGCAGAUAUUGAACAGCGACUAAAACGUUUGAGGAACUUUAAGCAACUGAUUGAAUUAUUCAGCGGAAAUUUUCAACCUCCGUGUAGAGGGCAUCAACAAAAGAUGACACAUUCUCAUUAAUGACCUAUUGGUCAAUUUCCUGAUGUCAACAUCCUGUCCCUUAACUAUUGUCUGAGUUCAACAGAAAAGGGAAGUAAAACUUAAAGCGCCAAGAUGUCCAAUGAGCGUGAUGCGGGGGACCAUGGGCCAAUGAAACUGUUCACUACCAUGUUCUCGUCCCUCCAGGAGAAGUUCCACAGAGACCGGAGUGAUAGGGAUUCCACCCUGCCUCGGCCUAUAGCCCCAGCCCUAGUGGUGACCUCAGCCCAGAACCAGAGUCACCUCUUCUUUGAGUACCUGGUGGUGGUCAGCCUACGGAAGAAGAGAGGAGAAGGAACGUACGAACCCCAGAUCACAUAUCAGUUCCCCAAGCUAGCUAACAUGAGGCGCUCUCAGAGAGAGGAAGAAGAGAAGUCCCUGAAAGCCAUCCUCCUUUUCUGUUUCCCAGAGGGGGUGAACUGGGCCCCCCUGACUGAAUACGCCAGUGAGACAUUCUCCUUCGUGUUGACAGAGGUCGACGGCAGUAGGAGGAAUGGCUACUGCAGGAGGUUACUGCCCAGUGGCAAAGGGGCACGGCCUCCGGAGGCCUAUUGCAUCAUCAGCCAGGUGGCCUGCUUUGGACUCUUCUCCAAGAUCUUUGAUGAGGUGGAGAAGCGCAGGCAGAUCUCCAUGGCGAUGAUCUAUCCAUUCAUGCAGAGCCUGAGGGAGGCGCCGUUCCCUGCUCCCGGAAACACUGUCAAGAUCAAGAGCUUCAUACCAGAGUCUGGAACAGAGGUCAUCAGUUUGACAAGGCCGUUGGACUCGUGGUUGGAGCAUGUGGAUUUCCGGACACUGUUCCGCUGUCUCACAGACGAGGAGGUGCUGCGGGUGUUUGCCUCCACCGUUCUUGAACGACGAAUCAUCUUCAUGGCUGACGAACUCAGUACCCUGUCCCAGGUGUUGCAUGCGGUUGCGGCGCUGCUCUAUCCGUUCACAUGGCAACACACCUUCAUCUCCAUCGUUCCUUCAGUGCUGAUUGAUGUCGUCAUGGCACCCACUCCCUACCUGCUUGGUGUGCAAAAGAACAAACUGGAUGAUGUCAUUGACCAGAGCGACAUGCUCAUUGUAGAUCUGACAGAGGGAGCAGAGAACACCUUCAUCACUUGUAUAGGAGACGAGAGCACCAUCCUACCAGAGAAACUACAGGAGGAGCUUCUCCAGGCCUUGUGUUGCAGGAAAGACAACUCCACCUCGGAGGAGUUGAAUAAGGUGGUCUCGGAGGCCUUCCUCUCCUUCUUUGUGAAGACUGUGGGUCACUUCCCCUCCCAUGUUAAACGCAGAAGCGGCGGGCAGCCUGGAGUAUUCCAGAUCAACAGCUUCUGCAAGGCCUCCGAGCCGAAGGCCAGCCGCCAAUUUGUCAAACGCUUCAUCCAGACACAGAUGUUUGACCUCUUCAUCCAGGAAGUGGAGAGACAGCCCACACAGGAAGGAUUCUUCCACCAAAAAAUUGCAGAGUACCAACAAAGUAAGAAGAAAGAGAAGGCAAAGAGAGGCUGGGUGAGAGGACUUGUGGUGUAAAUGUAGGCGUCCUCAGACAAAUUGAUUCUGAUCAUGUGUACAUUUGUGAUGCUGGAUAAGGGUGACGCUACAGGACGUUGCUCCUGUCUGUGGAGCGAAGAUGGUGACAAUCUAAGUCUGCAGUAUUUUCUCUUGCCUGUAGAAAUUGUAGGCUACUCCCGUGUCAUGUUGACUGAAUGUGUGCUAAAGAUGAAGAAACACAUGUUUUUGUCAAUGUUUCUACGUUUAUUGAAGGAUGUGUUACUUCUGUUGUGAUGACUUGGCAAAAGGUUUAUUUAUUGCACUUUUGUGCUGCAAGAUGCUCUUAUAUAUAUGCUCUUAUAACUAAACAUACCUAUGAGUAUUUCAUAGUAGGCAUAAACACAAAAUAUUUAGAAUACUGAGUGCCUUAUAAAUUGUUAUUUUGUUUAUUUAAGCUGUGGGUAUGAAUGUGGAAGUUAGGAUGUGAAUAAGCACUUUUUAAAAAUGGUGAAUAAAAGUUGGACCAAUGAUGUUUUAACAUGACUUUUAAGUUAGCAUUCACGAGAUUGGUGUAUAUUAGGAUUCCCGUUAGCCACUGUAAAAGCAUCAACUACUCUUCCUGGGGUCCACAUAGUACAGAACAGUAUUAGUCAAGGACUGAAAUACAUGCAUUUAAAAUGUCACACACAGCCUACAUAUCAGUACAUACACACAAACUAGGUCUAAUACAUGGUUCAAUGCAAAUUGCAAUUCAAUAUAUAUGAAAUGGCUUUCUUUUCACAGUCCCCUUUGUGCAGUAAGGUGUUAUUUUAUGUUUAUUUAAACUGGUUGUAUUGGUAGCUUGAGUUACGUAGGGUGGCAGAGUUCCAUGUAGUCAUGGCUCUAUUUAAUAUUGUGCUUUUCCCAGCCUCUGUUCUGGACCUGGGGACUGUGAAAAGUGGCCUCUGGUUGCAUGUCUUGUGUCCGAACUGUGUGCCAACUGCUUGAACAGACAGUUCCCUUCAACACAUCAAUACCUUGCACAAAAACCAAUAGUGAUGCAGUAAAUCUCUCCUAAACUUUGAGCCAGGAGACUUACAUGCUUGUUACUGACACUUCCCCUCUGUAUACAUUCUAAGUGCGAUACGUGCUGCGUUGUUCUGGACCAACUACAAUUUACCAAUGGGUUUCUGUUUCUUUGCCGCACAUGACCAUACAGUAGUCCAGGUGCGACAAAACUAGGGCCUGUACGACCUGUCUGGUCAACUGAGAUGUUAAGAAGAAAGAGCAACGCUACAUGGCCAGACCUCUUCCCAUUUUAGCAACCAUUGAGAUGAUCUUUGACACUCACACAUCACAUCCGGGGUAUGAAAUAGCGUCCCUAGCAACCAGUGCCAGAGAGCGAGAGACAAAUCAAUAAUUUGUCGAGUUUUUAUCUAUCAUCACGAUUAAGCACACAUAUUUUUACAUUCAAGGUGAUUUUACAUUAAUGCGGUGUGCAGUGGAGCAGGAUGAGCAUCCACAACGAUUACGUUUUCCAAACGGAGCUGUCCUGAGGAACGAAUUACUUCCGUCACUACCUAGAACGACUAUGGCGGAGAAACGUCGGUCCGGGGGAACUUCGGGGAUGUCCGAAUCGAAACCGACCAAGACCGACACCGAGCUGGAGUUCCUAUCGCAGGCGGGAGUCGGGGAGUUACUCCGAGGGGCUCUGCUAAAGAUGGUAGAGGCCAGGUCGGAGGACCCAAUGGGGUUUUUGGCAGACCAUUUCUGUAAUCAGGCCUCCGAGGCUGAGAAUGGGACUGGUGGAUGCUGCAGCGAUGGAGAUUUGCUCAACCUCGGCGCAGGCGCACACGAGCAGCAGCAGCUGAGCCGAGCCCUAUGGCACCUGCGUCUAGCGCAUCACUCUCAGAGAUCUGCCUUCAGUAACAACGUCCGUGUGGCCUACGACCUGCUAACGCAGACAGGGCCCCAGCGGCGAGGAGCAGUGGGUCCCAGUGGCCCUGCUGGUCAAUGCAGCUCUAACAGCCCAGGUGGGGGGGUCAGGGGCCGCCUCUACACACACACCCUCCAGUGUCUCUGCAGCGAGGGAGGUGUCCCCAUCUCCACUUCAACCCCUCUGCUACGCCGGCUCCACUGCCAGGACCAUGAGGCCGUGCCCUACGACAUCUUCAGGCACGGUGUGCUGACGUGUGCUGUGUUUUCUGACUACAUCCGGCGAGCGCAGAGGCUGUACGCGGAGGUCUGCGGCCCAGCUGAGGGGCCUGCUGGUCGGACACUAUGUCUGGCUGUGCUGGGCACCCUCCAUGAAGCCCUGGAGACCUCCCGGUCUGAUGGUGGCUCCUCAGAUGCUAACCACUACUCUAAUGCUAACGCUAAGGCUAAUCCCUACCUUGAGGCUAAGGUUAGCCGCUACCUGGAGGCGAGUGCUAAGAUCUCACCCGGUAAGCUGGCCCAGGCUAUGGCUGGAGCGGAGCCAGCCGGGGGAAACAUGGACGCCAAGGAGUUUGAGGACGCUGCGGCAGAGCUCUUUAUCGCUCGAGUAAGAGUUGUAUGUUAGCUGCUGGUGUAUUCUCGUUCCUAUAAUGUCUGCACUGUUCCUUGUAAUGUAGUGUCAGAUCCUAGUAUGAGAUGUGUGUAUGACUUUCCUCAUUCUUAUGAAGCACCUGAAGAACAUACAGCAUGGCUAAAUAUAUACUGUAUAAUAUAGUACGAUCAUGUAAAUAUGAUUCAAUAUACCAAUAAAUGUCAGACCUGGA
This is a messenger RNA of Oncorhynchus kisutch (coho salmon), 4915 nucleotides long. RefSeq names its product DENN domain-containing protein 2D. Gene Ontology annotation, molecular function: microtubule binding. Gene Ontology annotation, biological process: protein polyglutamylation. The transcript has 16 exons. The record is from RefSeq and is a predicted model, not a curated record. Gene Ontology annotation, cellular component: nucleoplasm; cytosol. Bases 774 to 2216 code for a protein of 480 amino acids. NCBI's taxonomy places the organism in Eukaryota, Metazoa, Chordata, Actinopteri, Salmoniformes, Salmonidae.